CUUUCAGAAGAAAUGGAGACAGAGAAGAAUAUAGAGAGUUGCAGCUUCACAGGAUUCAAAGCAAAUGAACUUACUCAACUGCCCAGACAUUUGGAUGCUGAACGAAUUUAUCUUUUUAUUUUAAAAACCCAUAACUUUGAUAAAAGAGUUUUUAAAACCUGGAAGACUCAUUUUCUCUCAGAAGCAUCCAUUGCUCUUUUGCAUGACUGCUUUUGGUGGUGGUUUCUCCAUAAGUUUAAGCCUGAUAGAGAAAAUCAAGAUUGCUUAUUUGAUAGAAUUUCAGAAAGUUAUGUGACACUUUUCAUGAGCAUACCUCUAAGGCGAAAGGAUGCAUUCUUUCAGGUAUAUCCUGAUUGUUUGGCACAAGCUAUCUAUGCAACAUUCCAGGAAGCAUUUCCAGAAUCCAGUAAACUUUUUAAUGAUGAAUUUAAAGAAGAUCUAGGGAAUAAUAUUUUUCUUUGGUUGUCAG
Carlito syrichta (Philippine tarsier) is the source of this 469-nucleotide messenger RNA. Its product is annotated as protein FAM227B. The record is from RefSeq and is a predicted model, not a curated record. NCBI's taxonomy places the organism in Eukaryota, Metazoa, Chordata, Mammalia, Primates, Tarsiidae. The transcript is spliced from 5 exons. The annotation marks the transcript as partial.